CACUGUAUGCAUUCACAUAUUUAAGAUCUUUGAUUUUCAGGAUGUCGUUUUUUGUAUUACGAUGCUUGGUAGUUGUCUCCUCAUUGACGCUGACAACAUGCAGUGAGGAUGGGCUUUCUAAAUGGGUUUUCCCCAAACAAACUCGUGCUGAACAAGCAUGCCCUGCAAUUGAAUAUACUGCCCAGGUCAUGACUGAAGCCGACACACUUGUUGCUUCGAUGUGCCGAGCCUCGUGUCAAGCUGGCGAAACGGAAAUAUGUGACUACGAUGUUGGUGUCUUACCAUGUGGUACGUCGGACGACAAAUUGGGAUGCAAGUCGUGUGCUAAUAAUGACGAUCUGAUAAGCAAGUACCAACUGGGUUUUAAUAUAUGCGAAUGGUUUUGUCACACUGAAUGUAAACAUUAUGGAGGAACAUGUAGAUUUCUCAGGUGUGGCAAAAACGAGCGCUUAGGAAAAAACGCCUGUCCACUGCCAUGGAUAUGCAAAUGUUGCAAACCAUCAUCGUCGUACAUGGGGCCACCAAAAUUACCCCCCAGUGCACAGGCUGAUCCUCAAUUCCGUACAUUCGACGGCUUUCAUUUCAUGUAUAAUGGUCACAGUGAUUGCGAGUACGUAUUUUUUCAAGAGUGUGUGCCUCGUCCAUCAUUCACUGUUUUGAUCAGACAUCAUUAUCUGAAAGAAGCUAUGAAAAUGGUGGUUACUGAAGUUUCGAUUGUUCUUAAUGGGAACCGUGUAACCUUGAUUGAAGACAGGCUUUAUAUAAAUGGCAAAAUCCAUAACCUAUUGGCUCCACUGAUACUCGGAAAUCUGACAGUGACACGAGACAAUGCAGGAUACCUGAGAGCAAAACUGGAUUCAAUAUUUACAUUGACAUGGAACGGCAAAGGACGCGUUGCUCCUGUUCUAAACCAAUCUAUGUUCGGAAAAGUGUGUGGCUUGAUGGGAAAUGCUGACGGGGAUCCGUCUAAUGAUAUGCAGAUACCGAUGCCUGAUGGAAAACUGAAAUUAGUUACUGAGUCUGAUGAAUUUGGGGACAAGUGGAUUGUACCAGGAAGUUGCAGUAUAUAAUCCGCAAAGAGAACACCAAUGUUGAGAAAAUCUACAAUGACAUAUUCGACGGUGGUGACGGGUCUUUGGUUUAAAUUAUUCGCAUGUAAAACACGUGAAAUAAGUGUAUACAUUAUGUUUUAGUUGUAAUAAAAUGCCGUUACCGCAAAACUCA
This is a messenger RNA of Saccoglossus kowalevskii, 1224 nucleotides long. RefSeq names its product zonadhesin-like. The record is from RefSeq and is a predicted model, not a curated record. NCBI's taxonomy places the organism in Eukaryota, Metazoa, Hemichordata, Enteropneusta, Harrimaniidae. Gene Ontology annotation, cellular component: extracellular matrix.